AUGGAGCGGGCAAUAAAAGAGAGAAAAUUACUAAGAAGGCUAUUCACGAUCAAUGCAAAAAAGCUGGACGAUGCAUUGGAAAAUAGAGAGAUUAAAGAAGCCGAAAUAUAUUAUGAUAAUCUCUGUGAGAAACAGACAGCGCUUAAUGAAAUAGAUAAUAAAAUAUGUUCGUUGUGGCUAGAUGAAGAUAAUAGAAACGAAGCAGAAUUUGAAGCGGACAUAGAUACGACAGAGGAAUACAAAAAUAGAUGGUACGCACUAAAGAGAAAAUAUGCAGAAAUAAUUCGCGCAGAUCGGCAAAUAAGUACUUUACAUGAAACCGAAAGUUCAGCAUCAAAUGGGACGGUAAAAAAUGCAAAAAAUGAACGACGUUACCGUUUACCAAUUCUAGAGCUUCCAAGAUACAAUGGAGAUGUCAAGAAAUGGAUUUUAUUCUGGGGCCAAUACAAAAAGAUUCAUAAUGACGAGAAUAUAGACAACGAAGAUAAAUUUCAGUACCUAUUACAAUGUAUGGAGCCUGGUUCUAGUGCCAGAGAAUUAGUGGAGAGCUUUCCACCAAGUGGAGAUAAUUACUUUAAAGCAUUAGAACACCUAAAACAGAGAUUUGCUCGGGAUGAGUUAAUUAUAGAACAUUACAUAAGAGAAUUGCUGGAUUUGAUUUUACGUCAAGCAAAAGGUAUGGCUAAAAAUUCAUUACGAAAUUUAUAUGACAAGCUCAUGACUCAAAUAUUAGGAUUAGAGACUCUCGGUGUCACUCAAGAUAAGUAUGCAGCUAUUUUAUAUCCCAUGGUAGAGUCAACUAUGCCUGAAGAAGUAUUGAGAGCGUGGAACAGAUCACAGAUGCGAUUAGAGAAGAUUGAAUUGGCUCAAUUAUUAAUUUUUUUACAAAGAGAAGUAGAGUCAGAGGAACGUAUCAGUCAAGCAUGUUCCAAUUUACAUAAAGGAGUUAAUGAUAGUAUUAUUCCAUCAACAGCUUGUUUUACAGUAUCGGAGAAGAAUGGUAAGAAUAAGCCAGAAAACAGAGAGAAAUAUGUGAGCAAUACUUUUAGUGACAAUAAGCCAUGUUGUAUUUGGUGUGAUAAAAACAGUCAUACAAGUUCGGAGUGUAUGAAAGCACAAAAGAUGUCAUUAGAAGAACGUAGAACACACUUGAAAGAGAAGAAUUGCUGUUAUAUAUGUAUGAAGAAGGGACACAGUGCUGCCAAAUGCAGAGCAUAUCCCAAAUGUUUGAUUUGCAGUCGACGACAUUUUACUCUAAUGUGUAAUAAUUUACAGAAUCCUCUACAACAGUCUAGAUCGACGAGUAUGACGUCAUCAAGUUCGGAAAAUAAUACAGGGACGACAUCGAGUAGCGACAGAGGAGUUGUAUUGAGUCAAACAUCGGGUUUGUUGUCUAAAUGUCAAACUGUCUUAUUACCAACACUGAAGGUAAAUAUUGUUUUUGAUAAUAAUAUUGUGUCAGUUAGGACGUUAUUGGAUUCAGGAGCACAACGUUCUUUUAUUAAAAAAGAUAUUAUUGAAAAUCUAAAAUUAAAACCUAGUAGUACGGAGGUUGUAAAACAUAAUUUAUUUGGUGGCAUUACAAGUAAAGAAAGUUGUCGUAGUUUGUACAAUUUAAAUAUUUCAAAUAUAGACUGUUCAUAUAGUUUACAAAUAGAAGCUUUAGAGGAAAAGGUUAUAUGUAAUUACUUGCCUAAAAUUAACGACUUUGAGAUUUCAAACAAGCUAAGGAGGCAGGGUAUUGUAAUAAAUGACAAUGACAAUGUAACAGACAUAGGUUUGUUGAUAGGAGCAGACAUGAUAGGCACGUUGCUCAUAGGCCGUGUAGUUCAAAUUACUGAUAAAUUAGUUGCUUUAGAAACUAAAUUAGGAUGGACUGUACAGGGACCUAUUCAAGCUACGUCAUGUCUUUCUGUCAUUAACAGCAAUAUUAUAAAUGUAUGUCAUUGUACUUUUGAUAUUGCCGAUUUAUGGAAGUUAGAGACAAUGGGUAUUUCUGACCCAGAAGUGGUAAAAAAGCGUAAUGAAACUGAUUUGGAAAUAUUAGAAUAUUUUAACAGUACAGUCAGGCUAAAUAAUUAUGAUAGGUAUGAAGUGAACCUUCCUUGGAAAGAUGGUGGAUAUAAAAUGCAGCUUGUGACUAAUUAUGAAAUUGCAUUGAAACGAUUAAAGUCGACUACUACUAAAAUAACUCAAUUGGGGAUACUCAAGGAAUAUGAUGAAGUUUUUAAAGAAUGGUUGCACAGUGGUAUAAUUGAGAAAGUAAAUAAUCCGAAUUCAAAACAAGGUCAUUAUCUGCCACAUCAUGCUGUUAUUAAGGAAUCCAGUUUAACAACAAAAAUUAGACCUGUAUUUAAUGCAUCAGCAACUCAAAAAGGUAGUAUUUCUUUGAAUAAUUGUUUGGAAAAGGGUAAUAAUUUGAUAGAGCUUAUACCACCCUUAUUGAUUAAAUUUCGAAAAAAUGCUAUCGGUAUUACGGCUGAUAUAAAAAAGGCAUUUUUACAAAUUUCAUUAAAACCCGAUGAUAGAGAGUACUUAAAAUUUCUUUGGUGGAAAGACGUCAAUAAAACAGAUGGAGAUAUGGUAACGUACCGUCACUGCAGAGUAGUCUUCGGAGUAACGUGUAGUCCCUUCCUUCUUUCAGCAACCAUUUUAUACCAUUUAAAUAAGUACGAUAACCAUACAGCGAACGUACUGAAAAGUGCAUUUUAUGUCGAUAAUUGUGUAGUAAGCGUAGAUAGUAAAAAAGAGAUGGAAACCUUUAUAAGCGAGUCAAAGUCAAUUAUGCUUAAAGGAGGUUUUGAGUUACGAUGCUGGGUAACUGGACCACAUAUGGUAGAUAAAAAUGUUGAAACUAUAUCGGUACUAGGUUUAAUGUGGGAUCCAAAGCGAGAUGAGACUUUUUGCAAAAUUCCUCAAUUCAAUUCAGAAUAUAAAGUAACAAUGAGGACUCUUUUGUCAUGUACUCAUAGUAUAUUUGAUCCCUUGGGAUUUUUCUGUGCUGCGACAUUAUUACCAAGGUUGUUAAUUCAAAAGUGUUGGCAGUUAAAACUUAAUUGGGAUGACGAAGUACCUGAUUCUAUAGAAAAACCGGCAAAAGAAUGGAUGAAUCAAAUAGGUAUUUUACAGGACUGUCAUUUACCACGCCGUUUGAGUGACACAUCAUUAAAAAAUAGCAACAAAUCUUUACAUAUAUUUAGCGACGCUAGCCAAUUAGUAUUAGCUAAAAACAGAAUAACUCCACCAAAACCAACUUUAACUAUACCUCGACUUGAGUUACUGUCCGCAUUGAUGGCAAGCAGACUUGCAGAUCAAGUUAAAAAAGCAAUGGAAUUAGAAUCGUGCAAAGAAUAUUACUGGUCUGACUCUAGUAUAGUUUUAUCCUGGUUUACUAAAAGUGAUUUAAAUGUUUAUGUACACAAUCGGGUAAAAGAAAUUAAAGAGAAGACAAACGUAAAUAAUUGGCACCAUAUUCCAGGAAAUUUCAACCCCGCUGAUUUACCUUCGCGUGGCUGUAACCCUCAAAGUUUAAUUAAUAGUAAAUGGUGGAAUGGACCGGACUGGUUACUAAAACCAGAGUCAGAAUGGCCGUUCUCAGCAAUCAACCCAGAUAUUAAUGAGGUAAACAAAGAGAUUAUUAAGAGGUGUCUUGUGGUUAAGAAACAUGAGAACUUUACUGAAAAUCUGACAUACUUUUCUGAUUUCAAUAAAAUUGUAAGAAUGAUAGGAUGGUGUUAUAGAUUUGUAAAUAAUUCAGGAAAGAAGAAUAAUAAACUACAUGGAAAUUUAAUUGCAGAAGAGUAUGAAUACGCGGAGAUGAAAUUAUUACAUUUAAUUCAGAAAGAGACUUUUAACGAGGAAUAUAUAAAAAGAUUGAAAUUAGAAACAUUUAGGGACGGUGAAAAUAUAGUAAGAGUAAAGACACAUGUGACAUUGUCUGACGAUACUAAUAAUUUUAUAAGACCAAUAUUACUACCAGGUAAAAAUAUAUUAAUAGAACGUCUAGUAAGGCUGAAACAUAAAGAAACAUUACAUGCUGGAUCUCAAACUUUAAUAAACUGCGUACGAGAACAGUACUGGAUUAUUGGAAUUCGGCGUUUAGUAAAAAGUAUUAUUAGACAUUGCGUUGCAUGCAGAAGACAUAAUUCUCGACCGUACACUGUUCACAGUGCACCUCUUCCGGCCGAUCGUGUUCGAUGUGGUGCUGCCUUUGAAGCUACAGGAAUCGAUAUGGCGGGACCCUUAUAUUUAAAAUCCGGUGACAAGUGUUGGGUUGUAUUGUUCACCUGCGCAACUUAUAGGGCUAUCCAUUUAGAACUAUGUACAUCUUUAUCUACAGAAGAUUUUCUGUUGUCACUUAGGAGAUUUUUAGCACGUAGAGGUAGAGUACGUACUAUUUAUAGUGACAAUGGAACGAAUUUCCGUGGAGCGCACAGUUUAUUGAAUAAAAUCGAUUGGGCAGAAAUAAGCAAGAAAUCUUCCAUUCAAAAACUACAAUGGAAAUUUAUACCCCCUAAUGCGCCGUGGUGGGGAGGAUUUUGGGAGAGACUGAUUAAAAUGUUAAAAGAGUUAUUGCGGAGAAUGUUGGGAAAAGCGGCUCUACAUUAUACAGAAUUAUUAACUAUCUUGACAGAAUGCGAAGCUAUUUUAAACAAUAGACCUCUUACAUAUAUUACGGAAAAUACGGAAAAUUUGAUGCCGUUAACACCUUCUAUGUUUAUAAAUUGUUUAUCAUACGACGUUUCAGAUUUAGAUGAAGUAAAUACAGAAUCAUUAAAUAAUCGUUUAAAAUAUAUUCAGAAAUUAAAGAACGAUUUUAAAGUGCGUUUUAGGAAUGAAUAUUUAGCUAUAUUAGCCCAAAAGACACAAAAUAACAGAAUACAAAAGGGAUUACAUGUUAAAGUCGGUGAUAUUGUUCUUAUUGAGAUCAAUGAUACGAAGAGAGUUAACUGGCCAUUAGCGAUUGUGGAAGAAUUGUAUCCAGGGGUUGAUGGUCAUGAAAGAGUAGCUCGUCUCAAGACAACAUAUGGAGAACGCAUAAGACCAUUACAAAGACUUUAUCCUUUGGAAAUAUCCACAGUAGAUCCUAUUGCAAAAGAAGCAAUAGCGGUACUUCCUAAAACCACAAGAUCGGGGCGUGUAAUUAAAAUUCCGCAAAGAUUACUCGUGUAA
Molecule: messenger RNA, 5172 nt
Organism: Achroia grisella
Lineage: Eukaryota; Metazoa; Arthropoda; Insecta; Lepidoptera; Pyralidae
Exons: 1
Coding region: 1-5172 (1723 amino acids)
Biological process (GO): DNA integration
Molecular function (GO): nucleic acid binding
Source: RefSeq, a predicted model, not a curated record